AGCCAUAUUCGUCGUCAUUCUAUCCAAACAAGAUGCCAGGAAUCCUCGACUACGUCCAGUACAGCCUGGGCUGGCUCCUGUACUCAGUCCGCGGCCACGACGCGAAACACAUCGCCAACAGCGCCGCUUUCAAGGACGUCCCCGAACCGAACAUGACGCUGGAAGCUCCAGAGUAUGGUAUCUCCGGAUCUCCAUUGCUGAGCCAACACACCUGCAUGGCGGAACACGGCCAAGGCACCAUGCCGUCGUUGUGUUGGACGUCUCCGUCGUCUGGGAAAGGAGAGGAGAUUAAGGAACAGGUGCUGCUCUGCGAGGACCCCGAUCCACCUAUUCCGGGAAUGAUGAUCGAUCAUGGAAUUUACUACGGCAUCCCGCCUGAUGUGAGGAAGGCAGAACACGGUGAUAUCUCCAAUGUCAAUGGAUACGUUACUGGAGCAGGAUGGAAGUACAUUCCUACACUCCGUGGCACAUCUUGGAUCCCACCUGGCGCACCUUUGGGACAUGGCCCACACCGUUACGUGUUUACAGUCAUUGCGCUCAACGAAAAGCUAGCUUUGGACGGUGAGAGAGUCAAUAAGCAGAAGCUGAAGGACGCAAUGGUUGGCAAGGUAAUCGGAUGGGGACAGUGGGUUGGGGUCUUUGAGAGACCAUGGCCUCAAUGACUGGCAAGCUGGUGCGCGAGAGGGCUAUCCUUUUCCUACGGUUGCUAAGACAUUCUGCCAUGAGCAGAUCCGUGAUCGAUGUUCUUAAUUUGCAGUCUCUAACCAUUCUAUAAAACAAUGACAGCUUGUUUCCACUCAACAUGCAUGUUGAAACAUUUGAUAGUUAAUGAUGCAUAACAGGAAUCAUAGCUUGGAG
This is a messenger RNA of Monascus purpureus, 858 nucleotides long. Lineage: Eukaryota; Fungi; Ascomycota; Eurotiomycetes; Eurotiales; Aspergillaceae. The record is from the annotation of a GenBank genome assembly.